GGACCGGGCCGGAGAGUCUGGAUAUUCAGGCGGUUGCUCCAUCUAACGAAUCUUCUUCGAUCAGUACUGUGAUCAGUACUGUCAGGGAUCAGGACAGAACGGGUUCAGCGAGGCGGCCAUGGAAAAGAUCAUCGCUCAGUACGCUGUCUGGGAACGUGGUGAGGAUGAGCAGGGGCCCACCAUGCAGCGUCGGACCAGUCCACCCAGGCACAAGCUGCAGGCUAAGAAGCCCUCUGCGCGCCGGUUCUCCGUCAUCGGAUUAUCGCGGGACACCCUCCAGAGCGAAACAAUGGAGCUCACUUUCGGUUGCCUGGCAUUGCACCGCAACUGCUGGGGGAUCCUGCGGGCGCUGCGAGACGCAUGCGAUCCGCAUCUUCGCCAGAUUCAUGACUGGCGGUUGAGAGUAAGAGCUGGUGCUAUAGUUGCGAAGUGUCUCGCCGAACAUGUCUACCUACCCGCUCUUCUUGUCCUUGCUCAUGCUCAUACGAGUGAAUGGGGGCAGCCGGAUCUCCGGUGGGUGCGGUGUGGGUCAACUUAUUAG
Aspergillus saccharolyticus JOP 1030-1 is the source of this 541-nucleotide messenger RNA. RefSeq lists its product as uncharacterized. Lineage: Eukaryota; Fungi; Ascomycota; Eurotiomycetes; Eurotiales; Aspergillaceae. Bases 119 to 541 code for a protein of 140 amino acids. The transcript has a single exon. The record is from RefSeq and is a predicted model, not a curated record.